AAUAGGAUCCCCCCUCCAUUCAGAAGAAACUUCCGCACAGCUGACAACGGAAUUGUUUUUCCCUAUGUGCAUUUACCUGCCCGAAUAAGUAUCAUGGACGUAUAGGUACUACCUUUUAGCAGCCUCUCAUCAUGAGUUCUGACUUGACAACUAGCUCGCUGGCCUCCAGGAAUGUUUCUGCCACACCUGGUAGAUUUGGAUACAAUGGAGAUAAGAGUGCGCAAACAAUCGAGAGUGGAUAUAAUGGACGAUUGGCGAAAGUUUUGACAAGCGUGCCAGCCUCUGCUCUGGCCGGGGCCCAUUGGGCAACCCGAAAUAAAAGCACCAGUUCUUUUAGCGACCCUACAGAAUCCAUUGGACUGCAUCAUACCACAAGGUCUAGUGUGGCAGAUUCCACACCCCUGGCUCUCAGUGGGGUGUCUACUGGUAGUGCACAACUCGGGCACAUGGGCACAGUGAGCUUUUCAAAGUCCUCUAAGGAUGCCAAAGGACAUCUGUCCUUUUCUUCUUCAUCUGUCUUGGGAGGAGUCUCCGAGUCAUCUUCAGACCAAGAGCAAAGGAACUUGUUCACACCACCCCAAGCUCCUCAGCCGGUUUUGAACUUGACUUCUGGCUCACUCGGCCUAGAACUAAAGGCCGGAAGUGACAAGGGCAUCUCGUCUGUUAAGUCUCAAGGCUCUUCAAAGUUAUUGUUAAGUGACAGUUCAGUGAAAAGAUGCAGAUUAGAGACACCCUCUAGCCAGAUAAGUAACAUAACCCCAAGCCCAGUAGAGGUGAGUAGCAAGUCAGAGGAUAUUGCAGUUCAAGGGCAAGGGAUGCUUCAAGAGGAUGCUGUUUCUCCUGACCUAAUGGAUGCUGAAGAAGCUAGCCAGAUUGUGAUGAGUGUAUGCUUUGGACAAGGGAAACUAGGCGCUGCUUUCUACGAUGUUAACAAUUUCCAAGUUUACCUUGUGGAGGACAAAGUCGAUGCUUCCCCUGAUUUCUGGGCUCUCCAUACUCUCCUCCGGGAACAGAAGCCAAGGUGGGUGAUCGUUGGCGGACGUCAGGAUGUUCGUUUCUUCCGCACACUUCAGGAGCUCUGCGGGGUGCCAAGGACGCCCCUGAACCCGCCAUCUGCACCUCGACCAGGCGGGAGUGGGAGAGAGAACAGCCCAUCUUCAGACGUCGCGGCGGCCUCUCCCUUGACCACCUCUUCGUCUGCAGCAUCCUGCACUAUAAGGGUUCUUCCAAUGAGUGAUUUUAAGUACGAGCUGUGCUUGCGGCGGGUGCUGUCCCUGGCGCUUCCUGGAGAACCCGAAGGUGCGACGGAGGGCGAGAGAGAAUUGUACAUCCGGGGAAAAGUCAACACUGAACUUGUUCAGAUGACGAGGGCGUUCGGAGCGUUACUGAGGUUUAUCAGCAGACUCGAUUGUAAUAUCUUUUCGUCAAUAAUACCUGAGGGCCCGCUGGUUUUAGGCAUUCAUAUCUACGCAAUGGAGGACUUGACUCAGCUGGACGAGGAAACUGCCUGUGCGCUCCAGCUGUUCUCUGAGGACCAACACCCAGCCAACUACAAGAGCGGCAUAUACUCCUCCAGCAAAGAGGGACUCAGUGUCUACGCUCUCCUCAGCCGGACAUCUUGCCCCCUGUCCCCUCCCAUACUCAGGAGGCUUCUCCUACGCCCGGUGACGGACUUGGAAGUCUUGCAGUCGAGAUACGCUCUCGUCCAGUGGGCCAUCGAUCCCGUCAACCUGGAGACGGUCAGGAAUAUCCAGACCUCCAUGAAGAAGAUCACCAAUGUCCCGCACGUCAUGAAUCGAUUGCACCAGGGUCAACUCCACGUGCGCGACUGGAAGGUCCUCUACAACUCUCUGUUCAACGCCAUCCUCAUAGGCGAACUGUGCCACGACCAGGAUCCAGAUAUUCCAGUUUUCAAGCAGACCAGAGAGUGCGUGACGGAGGGGCUGUACCACGCUUGUUUCCUCAUCCAACGCAUCUUGGACAUCGAGCAGUCGGAGAGAGAAGCCAGAUUUAUAGUCCGACCAGGAGUCGAUACAGAACUGGAUGAAAAGAAGCGCCGAUUCAGCGGGUUAAGCGAACUCAUGCAGCGGGUCGCCGAAAUAGAGUUGGCACGCCUUCCCCAGGAAGUCGAGUCUUGCAGUAUCAUUUAUCUGCCCCACGUGGGAUACCUCUUGGCGUUCCCGCCUUCGCCUGAGCUCAAUGAGAUCCUCCCUGCUUGCGACUACAAUCUACCUGGACUUGAGUUUAUGUUCCGGACGGCGGACCUGAUACUUUACAAGAGUUUCACCUGCUGUGAGAUGGAUCGUGAACUUGGGGACAUCCAGGUGGACAUCGCCAACCACGAGACCCGAAUCAUGAUGAGGCUGGUGGAGUCACUCACCCAACAGGCGCAGAACUUCACGUCUCUCGUGGGCAACAUACUCAUGCUAGAUUGUUUGCUGGCCUUCGCUACCGUGUCCCGCGAGUUCGGAUGGGUGAAGCCUGAGCUGACUACCGACCCCGUCCUGGAGAUGAUCGAAGCACGUCACCCUCUGUACGAGCUUUGCACGGCCGCCUUCGUCGCCAACCCCGUCAGGAGCGGCCCUCCUAACCCCUGCGUCACGCUGAUUACUGGCCCCAACGCAAGCGGAAAGACUGUGUACCUCAAGCAGGUCGGUGUUCUGGUCGUCUUGGCCCAGAUCGGAUGCUUUGUGCCCGCAACUCGAGCUCGCCUUAAGCCCGUGGAUGCUAUCAUGGCGGUCACUCAAGCCACGCCCUCCGUGACCUCAACGCUGUCAGCUUUUAUGGCGGACUUAUCAAGGAUGAGCAACGUCUUGGACAAAGCCACGAGAGAUUCCCUGAUCAUCAUCGAUGAGUUUGGUGCCGCCACCUACGAGAACGACGGAGCUGCCCUUCUGACGGCUUGUCUGGAUUAUCUGUGCCAGAGGACCGUUCCUAGGUACUCCUCGCCACCUUCUCGGGAGAAACUCAACCCUUACUCCGCACCUCCACACGUCUUUGUCUCCACGCACCUUCUGCAGGUGUAUGAUCAUCUGCAGUACAAGGAGGCUGUGCACUGCCUGGUUUUAGAUGCUGUGGAGGAAGAAGGAAGGGUGGUUCCUUUGUAUCUAGUAACAGAGGGUCGUGCCAAAACGAGUUAUGCUGCUGCAGUUGCUGAGGUAGCUGGUAUCCCUAAGACAGUUGUUGACAGAGCCAAUCGGGUUUUUAAAUACAUUAGAAAGUGCCGCCUUCCCCCUAAAUGGUCCAUCCUUGAUGACGGAGAAGAAAGAAAACGCUGUGAAGCAGUGGUUGCUCUCCUGUUGUCACAUGACCUGGAAAAGGACCCCUUAGACGAACUGCUAUCUAAGAUUCGUAAAUUUGCACAACCUUCAACCGGAUCCACAGUAUCAUCCGCUCCAUCGACUACUGCAGGCAUCAACUCUGCAUCUAAAGCACCUGGCAGUGAUCCUAGCUCUCUGACACUGAAUGCAUCAAGAAAAAAUGCAGCUAGCAAUACCAAAGUUCUUGAGCCUUACACAGAAGGCAUGUCUCAUACUCCAGAAGAAAUGCCAAAUACCUCUCCUGAUGACAAAGAUGCUGUUUUGGCAGAGCUAAGCUCGUGCAUAUCAUUGAAACUGUGCGUGGAAACUGUCUUUUCGUCGGGAAGUUCCACCUCUUCAGCAAGAGAAAAGGCAAGAGAUCCCCCUCCCAGUUUAAACCACACAUCUGCUGGAUCAUCAACAGUUUGCUCCAAUACAGAUAAAGACCCAACUCCUAAAAAUGAAGAGACAACGAAAGCACUGAAAAAGCCUACCUUGCCAAAGAUAAUGAAGCUUACGCCUGAUCUGCAAGAUUCCCAGUCACAGGCAAACCCGCUCACUUCAAAUUCUACAUCACUUCUCUCAGACAGGAAAAGAAAGCUACCAUCUACACCAGGAUCGCUUCGUGCACCGCUUAGACCAUCAAAGAGUAUUUCUGAUGCUAUCCAGGGACCCCAGGAAUGUCGCCAAGACGAUUCAAAAUCCUUCUCUAAUGGAGGGGACUCUUCUGAAAAGGACAAAUCAGAAAAGUCCCGAACUUCAUUAAAACGGCACUUGGAUGUCACCAGACGAGAAACACCGAAGUUAACCUCCCAGGAACGAGAGUCUCUCUCUGGGACAUCCUGCAGCCAAGAGAGUUUGCCAUUACAUGGAUCAUGGGACCCAAACUCAGCAGGUAGUCGACAGAGUUUAGUAUUGCAUAACUUAGGAAAAGAGAGAAAAUCUUCAUUCAGUUUCCAAGACUCAUUUUCAGACACAAAUCUAGCCACGUCAUCGACCUCAGAGAAAAGGAAAGGAAUUUUUAGUGAUUCUUCGCUCAGUCCCCAGACAUCUUCCAAGGAUAACUCGGAGCUAUCUUACAAUGAAAAGACACCAGGAAGGACAAGGCUAAGAAAGCCCCAAAUUUCAAAGAAACUGGAAUUGGCCAACAGUAAAGGAACUGUCAAUAUAUGUUUUCAAUAUCAACAGUCUCCAUCUAGCUUACACUGCAGUCAGGAGAGUAUACUCCCACCGAAGAACUGGAUGGCAGUGGGUGAUCAGGAAGAGACCCAAGGUUUCCAUAUUUCAUCAUCGACAAGCUUAAGCAAAGAAAUAAAACCAACAACUAAUAUCCAGCAUUCUGUCUCCAGCACAGAUAAUGAAGCUGAAACCGCACCAUCACCCAACACAGAUAAGACAGAACCUGUGAUGACAUCUGAGGCUCCCUAUUUGAAGAGCUUUUUUGAUACUCCUCAGAGCCCUGACAGAUGUUAGCUUAAUAGCAUGGAAGCACUUUUCCUCAGAGGCAAAGAUUUCGGCUCGUGGGACUAUUAUGCCCGAGAAAUUGCAGCCAGAAGUAGUCUAUAGAGACCUAUACCACAUGAAUUCUCAAGAUUAUGACCAAGAAUCUAAUUUUGGAACGUCCUAUAUAGGAAACUUUUCUUUUACGAAGGAACAGCAUGUUAAAAUUACUCGGUGAUAAGUGCACUUGAAAUUCAUUCUCACAGAUUCGGAAGAACUGUAAAUUUUGAAAAUUUAUUAAGUCUCAUGAGAAAGGAAGUCAUGUUUUCAAUACAUUUUGUUAUUUGACAUUUAUGGCAUUUCAGUUGUUUGACAAUAUUCUGUAAUUUAUACAAAGAUGCAUAUA
Messenger RNA from Macrobrachium nipponense, 5145 nucleotides. Its product is annotated as mutS protein homolog 5-like. Gene Ontology annotation, molecular function: mismatched DNA binding; ATP-dependent DNA damage sensor activity; ATP binding. Gene Ontology annotation, cellular component: nucleus. The transcript has 23 exons. The record is from RefSeq and is a predicted model, not a curated record. NCBI's taxonomy places the organism in Eukaryota, Metazoa, Arthropoda, Malacostraca, Decapoda, Palaemonidae. Gene Ontology annotation, biological process: chiasma assembly; mismatch repair. The coding region runs from base 132 to 4772 and encodes 1546 amino acids.